Molecule: messenger RNA, 1252 nt
Organism: Phalaenopsis equestris
Lineage: Eukaryota; Viridiplantae; Streptophyta; Magnoliopsida; Asparagales; Orchidaceae
Product: zinc finger protein CONSTANS-LIKE 1-like
Exons: 3
Coding region: 221-940 (239 amino acids)
Molecular function (GO): zinc ion binding
Source: RefSeq, a predicted model, not a curated record
ACUGGAAAGCGGGCAGCCUCGGGAGAUGCGAUGCCAAAAGCGGCCUGCAGCGGUGAGCGAAAACCAAGGGGCGGAAGGUUAUAACCGUCUUUUGACUGGCAAAGGCGAUGGGCGAGCAGAUAUUCAUUCCUCUUCUACCUGCUUUUUCUAUCUCGCCAAAUCGGCGCAAGAUUGGCAAAGGUGAUUGAUUCUGAGGAUUUGAGCUAAGAGGUUGAGGGAGAUGAAGGGGUGCGAGCUUUGCGAUCGGGCAGCGAGGAUGUACUGCGAAUCAGAUCAGGCAAGCUUGUGCUGGGAGUGCGACGCCAAGGUUCACGGGGCCAACUUUCUCGUAGCAAGACAUCCGCGCGUGCUUCUUUGCCGGAGCUGUCAGGCUCCAACGCCUUGGAGGGCUUCAGGAGCGCGGCUUAGCCCCACCUUCUCCGUGUGUGAGAGCUGUACCGCGGGGGAGAAAGCUUUGUCGGCAGGUGAGGGCGAGGAGGGCCAAGGAGAAGCGGAGAUAGAAGUGCAAAUGAUGGAGGAGGAUGAAGAGGACCUUUAUGAUGACGAGUUCAGUGAUUCGGAGGUGGAGGAGGAGGAAGAGGAAGGGGAGAACCAGGUGGUUCCGUGGACGCAGACACCGCCGCCGCCGGCGAGCUCGUCAAGCGGGGAAGAUUCUUCAUGGAAUGGUAGGACCGGUUCUCCUCUCUUGCAUCGGAUGAGAGAGAAUGCGGAUCUCGUCUCCCAGCAUGAUUUCACUUGCUCCAAUUCUCACCGGAAUAAUCUAGGAACCGCGGCUGUGCCACUGGUUAGAUCUACCGGUAAGGACCACCGUAGAUCCCUUCUUCUCCAGGCUAAUCCGUCUUCCUUUGCCAUAGCUGGUGCCGCCAACAAUAUCUCCAUACGUAGUUUUCAUUCCACCUUUGAUGUCACGUCUCCAGCUUCUCGAAGUCCUUCUAUCUAGGUAAACUUGAUUCCAGCUUGGUGAAACUCAACCGGCAUACUAGCAUUAACUAUUACACAUUUGUUAUCCUUGCACUAAUGGAAUAUUGUGGUUGUGCAUUUUACAUGCUUCUGGAAUGUGACUGGCAGGUUAAAUUGGGUUGGUUUUUUUGUUUUUUAAAUAAAGUGGAUAUCUUUGAAUUUCUUAGUAUAGAAGUAGAAUUUUGAUAGGGUUUUGUGCAAAGAUGGGUGGGUUUUAUUUCUUUACUGAAAGUGGCUAUGCAAUUUAACAGUGAUUAUUGGGCAAGCUUACCUAUCUAUUGUCAAGAACUGU